GAAAGUCUGACUUUGGUUACUUGUUCUCCGCGUUAAUGUCCUCGAUUUUCCGGAUUUCAAGACGGAUUCUACGACCAACUCUUUUGACCAGAGAUUAUGCCACAGAAGCUAUCACAUUGAAGCCCUCAAAUUUCGGUCAACCAGUUCUGCGAUCUCAUCCUCACCUCAUUCGACCAAACGAACUCACACCCGGGAUUCCAGUGGAGGAAUAUGAAACAAGAAGAAGAAAACUGAUGGAUAACUUGCCGGAAAACAGUACCGUCGUCUCUGUUUCGGGUACCGUGAAGUUUAUGAGUGGAAAUAUAUUUUACGACUUCCGGCAGGCUUCGGAUUUUUGGUACCUCACUGGCUUUCAAGAGCCCGACUCUGCUGUGAUUCUAGAGAAAAAUUCCUCUUCCAAAGGGUACCGAAUGACACUCUUCUCGCCAGGCAAAGACCUCAGCAAGGAGCAAUGGGAUGGUGCCAGGACAAGUUUCUCGGAUGCCUGCGCGUUGUUCAGGGCCGACGACGCGCGGUCGAUAGACGAUUUCUCAACUCAUUUUGACUCGAUUGUGAAGCGAUAUACACAUGUGUAUCUUGAUGUUCCCCCAACGAAGGCUCGUCGCGGACUGAAGUCAACGUCCAAGUCCCUAAUCCAGUGCCUGACCGGCACGUCUAAUGCUACCACCCAUUCCAUUAUUGAAGCUUGGAAGAAGAAGCCCGCCAGACCACUGGCACCUCACAUCGCUCGUCUGAGAGUCAUCAAGAGUGAAAACGAACAAAGAAUAAUGCGGGAGGCUAGUGACAUUAGCGGUCGUGCUCAUGCCAAGACGAUGCGAUUCACUCGUCCGGGUCUGUCUGAAUCUGCUGUCGCGGCACAUUUCCAGUAUCUAUGUCUGUUAUCUGGAGCACAGAGACUUGCCUACGUCCCUGUCCUGGCUUCCGGGCCUAAUUCCCUUAUCAUACAUUAUACCUCGAAUGAUCACCUCGUACAGCCUGGGGAGUUGGUUUUGAUUGAUGCGGGCUGUGAAUACAACGGGUACGCGUCAGAUAUAACCAGAACAUAUCCUGCCGAUGGUACAUUCACACCUCCUCAACGAGACUUAUAUGCGGCAGUACUCUCGGUCCAGAAAGCCCUCGUCUCUCAGUGUUCUGAGUCAGCGAAUAUGACGCUCUACGAUCUCCACACACGGUCGUGCCAACUUCUCCGUCAGGAGCUAAUUCAAUUAGGGUUCCAACUUGGAGCUGGGGACCUAGAGAGACUAUAUCCUCACUUCUUGAGCCAUCCUAUCGGGAUAGAUUUACAUGAAUCUGAUAAUUUCAACAGAAGUGAGACGAUUAAAGCAGGCAUGGUCAUCACCAUUGAACCCGGCAUUUACGUGCCACCGUCACCUGCAUUUCCAAAACACUACCAUAAUCUCGGGAUCCGCAUAGAGGAUGAGGUGCUCGUAGGGGAGAAACACCCAGUGGUAUUGUCAGUCUCAGCCCCAAAAGAGAUAGCAGACGUCGAAGGCGCAUGUCAAGGACUGCUUGGUCUGGAGGCUCUUUGAUUAUUAGAAGUAUCGGUAGAGGAUGUCGCUUUACUUUGAGCGGUGGUUGCUGUCCCUCGACCUCAGUCAUCCCUGACGGUUAGCAUGGUUGUCCACGAAACUUCUAACCUAUCGCAUGAAUGAAGCUUUUGAAGCUGUUCGUUGAGAACGGCUCCCGACUUCAUUGUUAUCGAGCAUUUAUUGGAGACAUCCUCCAUUCCUCUUCUCGGACCUUUUGUUGCCUUCCUCUGCCUAUUCCGCUUCGAUCUCCAGUCGCAGGCGUUUGGGCAUCGUAUCGGGUAAAUGGACAUCCUUAAGUCGGUAAGGUUGAAUUGCCACAGGUGAGGUCUGCCUUUCGAAGUUUUCCGUUAUUGGCGCUUGUCACUUCCAUAGUCGUUACAGUUUAAUCAGGCUGUUCGAUUUUAGCUCCGGUUCAGAUACCGUGUUCCGCUCGGGACGAGAGACUAGGGUGCUGGUUAUGGUGCUGUGCAGUGAAUCAAGGGAUUUCAUAAUUGGAAGUGGAGAUUCAUCAUUACUAUCUUCUAGAGCAUCUGGAACUUUUACACAUGUUUUUCUCGGGUUCAGAGGGUGAAUCCGACUGAAUCCCGUUGAACCUGAGACCGAAGACCCAGACGGCGUAUCGAGAUUGAAGCUGUAAUGAAUCAUUGUUCACUGUUCAAUUCUUGAAACGUUCAACACCAUUCAUGGCUAAUCAUAUCCACGCGACGAGCACCUCUUCUUUUUUCUCUAUAGCUUCCGCGAUGAAGCUGUCUGUUUCAUUCAAAUAUUUUGUCAAAAGAUCCCAGAUCCCAUCCCUUCAUGACAAGAUGUGCAGCAGGCGCAUGGUGUAGUCCGGCAACAAUUUCCAGCGUCGGAAUAUUGGAUUCCUCCUAGUGCACUCCGUUGAUACAUCAAUAUCAUAAUGCAUC
Marasmius oreades (fairy-ring Marasmius) is the source of this 2437-nucleotide messenger RNA. RefSeq lists its product as uncharacterized. The transcript has 15 exons. Bases 36 to 1529 code for a protein of 497 amino acids. The record is from RefSeq and is a predicted model, not a curated record. Gene Ontology annotation, cellular component: mitochondrion. Lineage: Eukaryota; Fungi; Basidiomycota; Agaricomycetes; Agaricales; Marasmiaceae. Gene Ontology annotation, molecular function: manganese ion binding; metalloaminopeptidase activity.